AUGGCCGCGGAGCUGGCGAUGGGCGCCGAGCUGCCCGGCAGCCCGCUGGCCAUCGAGUACGUCAACGACUUCGACCUGAUGAAGUUCGAGGUGAAGAAGGAGCCGCCCGAGGCCGAGCGCCUGUGCCACCGGCCGCCCGGCUCGCUGUCCUCGACGCCGCUCAGCACGCCCUGCUCGUCCGUGCCGUCCUCGCCCAGCUUCUGCGCGCCCAGCCCGGGCGCGGGGGGCGGCGGCGCGGCCGCUGCGUCCGGGGUCGCCCCCGGGCCGCCGAGCGCGGGCCCCAGUGCCGUCGGGGGGCCCCCCGGGAAGCCGGCGCUGGAGGAUCUGUACUGGAUGAGCGGCUACCAGCACCACCUGAACCCCGAGGCGCUCAACCUGACGCCCGAGGACGCGGUGGAGGCGCUGCUCGGCAGCGGGCACCCCAGCGCGCACCACCCGGCGGCGUACGAGGCCUUCCGCGGCCAGGGCUUCGCGGGCGGCGGUGCGGACGACAUGGGCGCCGGCCACCCUCACGGCACGCACCACCACCACGCAGCCCACCACCACCACCACCACCACCAUCACCACGGGCACGGCGGCGCGGGACACCACGUGCGCCUGGAGGAGCGCUUCUCCGACGACCAGCUGGUGUCCAUGUCGGUGCGCGAGCUGAACCGGCAGCUGCGCGGCUUCAGCAAGGAGGAGGUGAUCCGGCUGAAGCAGAAGCGGCGCACGCUCAAGAACCGCGGCUACGCCCAGUCGUGCCGCUUCAAGCGCGUGCAGCAGCGGCACAUGCUGGAGAGCGAGAAGUGUCAGCUCCAGACGCAGGUGGAGCAGCUCAAGCUGGAGGUGGGGCGCCUGGCCAAGGAGCGGGACCUGUACCGGGAGAAGUUCGAGAAGCUGGCCGGCCGGGGCGCCCCCGGGGGCGCGGGCGGGACCGGCUUCGCUCGGGAGUCCUCGCCAUCGCAGGCCGGCCCCGGCGGGGCCAAAGGCGCGCCCGACUUCUUCCUGUGA
Molecule: messenger RNA, 993 nt
Organism: Ochotona curzoniae (black-lipped pika)
Lineage: Eukaryota; Metazoa; Chordata; Mammalia; Lagomorpha; Ochotonidae
Gene: MAFA
Product: MAF bZIP transcription factor A
Exons: 1
Coding region: 1-993 (330 amino acids)
Biological process (GO): retinal rod cell development; regulation of transcription by RNA polymerase II
Cellular component (GO): nucleus
Molecular function (GO): DNA-binding transcription factor activity, RNA polymerase II-specific; RNA polymerase II cis-regulatory region sequence-specific DNA binding
Source: RefSeq, a predicted model, not a curated record